AUGGAGUGCGGAAAGAGCUUCUGUUUCAAUGCAAAACUUAGAACACACCUGCGGACUCACACAGAGAGAAAACGUUUUAAGUGCAGGGAGUGUGGGAAGAACUUCAGUCAGAGUGGAAACCUUAAAUUGCACAAACGGACUCACACAGGGGAGAAACAAUAUGAAUGCCUGGAGUGUGAAAAAAGUUUUCAUGAUAGUGGAAACCUAAGAAGACAUCAACAGACUCACACAGGGGUGAAAUCUUUUAAAUGUAUAGAGUGUGGAAAGAGCUUUAGGGAUAAUGGAAACCUUAGGAACCAUCAACGGACUCACACCGGGGAGAAACCAUUUAAAUGUAUCAAGUGUGGAAAGAGCUUUAGUGGUAAGGGAAGCCUUAGGAACCAUCAACGGACUCACGCAGGGGAGAAACCAUUUAAAUGUAUUGAGUGUGGAAAGAGCUUUAGUGAUAAUGGAAGCCUUAGGAAACAUCAACGGACUCACACAGGGGAGAAACCAUUUAAAUGCAUGGAGUGUGGAAAGGACUUCAGUCAGAGUGGAAACCUUAGGAACCAUCAACGGACUCACACCGGGGAGAAACCAUUUAAAUGUAUCGAGUGUGGAAAGAGCUUUAGUGAUAAUGGAAACCUUAGGAAACAUCAACGGACUCACACAGGGGAGAAACCAUUUAAAUGCAUGGAGUGUGGAAAGGACUUCAGUCUGAGUGGACACCUUAGGAACCAUCAACGGACUCACACAGGGGAGAAACCAUUUAAAUGUAUUGAGUGUGGAAAGAGCUUUAGUGAUAAUGGAAGCCUUAGGAAACAUCAACGGACUCACACAGGGGAGAAACCAUUUAAAUGUAUCGAGUGUGGAAAGAGCUUUAGUGUUAGUGGAAGCCUUAGGAAACAUCAACGGACUCACACAGGGGAGAAACCAUUUAAUUGUAUCAAAUGUGGAAAGAGUUUUAGUAAUAAUGGAAAUCUUAGAACACAUAAACGGACUCACACCGGGGAGAAACCAUUUAAAUGUAUCGAAUGUGGAAAGAGCUUUAGUGGUAAGGGAAGCCUUAGGAACCAUCAACGGACUCACACAGGGGAGAAACCAUUUAAAUGUAUUGAGUGUGGAAAGAGCUUUAGUGAUAAUGGAAGCCUUAGGAACCAUCAACGGACUCACACAGGGGAGAAACCAUUUAAAUGUAUUGAGUGUGGAAAGAGCUUUAGUGAUAAUGGAAGCCUUAGGAAACAUCAACGGACUCACACAGGGGAGAAACCAUUUAAAUGCAUGGAGUGUGGAAAGGACUUCAGUCUGAGUGGACACCUUAGGAACCAUCAACGGACUCACACAGGGGAGAAACCAUUUAAAUGUAUUGAGUGUGGAAAGAGCUUUAGUGAUAAUGGAAGCCUUAGGAAACAUCAACGGACUCACACAGGGGAGAAACCAUUUAAAUGUAUCGAGUGUGGAAAGAGCUUUAGUGUUAGUGGAAGCCUUAGGAAACAUCAACGGACUCACACCGGGGAGAAACCAUUUAAAUGUAUCGAGUGUGGAAAGAGCUUUAGUGAUAAUGGAAGCCUUAGGGAACAUCAACGGACUCACACAGGGGAGAAACCAUUUAAAUGCAUGGAGUGUGGAAAGGACUUCAGUCAGAGUGGAAACCUUAGGAAACAUCAACGGACUCACACCGGGGAGAAACCAUUUAAAUGCAUGGAGUGUGGAAAGAGCUUUAGUGUUAGUGGAAGCCUUAGGAAACAUCAACGGACUCACACCGGGGAGAAACCAUUUAAAUGUAUCGAGUGUGGAAAGAGCUUUAGUGUUAGUGGAAGCCUUAGGAAACAUCAACGGACUCACACAGGGGAGAAACCAUUUAAAUGUAUCGAGUGUGGAAAGAGCUUCAAUCAGAGUGGAAACCUUAGAAAUCAUCAACGGACUCACACAGGGGAGAAACCAUAUAAUUGUAUCGAGUGUGAACUGUCGCCGGAAGACCCCCCCUUCAUUACAUUGUAA
Podarcis lilfordi (Lilford's wall lizard) is the source of this 1980-nucleotide messenger RNA. NCBI's taxonomy places the organism in Eukaryota, Metazoa, Chordata, Lepidosauria, Squamata, Lacertidae. The record is from the annotation of a GenBank genome assembly.